Messenger RNA from Heterobilharzia americana, 173 nucleotides. The record is from the annotation of a GenBank genome assembly. NCBI's taxonomy places the organism in Eukaryota, Metazoa, Platyhelminthes, Trematoda, Strigeidida, Schistosomatidae.
AGGCUAAAAGUGUUAACACCAAAAGUCAAGAAUCAACGGCAGAAAAGUCCAUCAUACCAUCAACAGGAGUGUCAAACAUUCGAGAAGAUACGGUGAUUACUACUGAACAGUUAACUGCUGCAAAGGAAUCGGUUUCAACACGUAAGCCAUAUGAUCAUUACGAUUUCUCCUAA